This is a messenger RNA of Anopheles nili, 2262 nucleotides long. RefSeq names its product semaphorin-2A-like. NCBI's taxonomy places the organism in Eukaryota, Metazoa, Arthropoda, Insecta, Diptera, Culicidae. Gene Ontology annotation, biological process: axon guidance; negative chemotaxis; neural crest cell migration. The coding region runs from base 1 to 2205 and encodes 734 amino acids. The transcript has 14 exons. The record is from RefSeq and is a predicted model, not a curated record. Gene Ontology annotation, molecular function: chemorepellent activity; semaphorin receptor binding.
AUGGCCCCGAGCAGAACUAGCGACCGCAGCGGAUUGUUGAUCCUCACGGUGACGUUCGUCCUGCUGCAGCUCCGUGGCUGUAACGGUGAUUAUGAGAAUACGUGGAAUUUUUACUACGAGCAGCCGUGCUGCGGCAGCGGGCAAUCGAACGGGGCUAUGAUCGGCUUCAACGGGCAGCAUCAUCUCCGGCAUCACAGAGAUCAUGUGCGAGAGUUCCAGUGCGGGAAGUUCUAUUACAGAACGUUUUAUCUUGACGAAGAACGAGAUGCCCUCUACGUUGGAGCAAUGGACCGAGUAUUUAAGCUGAACCUGAAAAACGUCAGCAUGACGUCAUGUGAGCGUGACACCAUCGUGCUGGAUCCCACCAGCUCGGACAUCCGGAACUGCGUUUCCAAAGGCAAAAGCGAGAUGUUUGACUGCAAAAACCACAUCCGUGUGAUUCAGCCAAUGGACAGCGGCAACCGGCUCUACAUCUGUGGCACGAAUGCUCACAACCCGAAAGAUCUCGUCAUUUACUCGAAUCUAACGCACCUGUCACGAUCGGAGUACGUGCCCGGGAUUGGGUUAGGCAUUGCCAAAUGCCCCUACGAUCCGUACGACAACUCGACGGCCAUUUACGUGGAACAAGGCAAUCCGGGUGAUUUGCCAGCGUUGUACUCUGGAACGAACGCCGAAUUCACGAAAGCCGACACGGUGAUAUUCCGCACCGAUCUGUACAACAUGACAACUGGCAAGAAGGUGUUUAACUUCAAGCGUACCCUGAAAUACGACUCCAAGUGGCUUGAUAAACCCAACUUUGUCGGCUCGUUCGACAUCGGUGAGCACGUGUACUUCUUCUUCCGGGAGACGGCCGUCGAGUACAUCAACUGCGGCAAAGCGGUCUACUCGAGGGUGGCGCGCGUCUGCAAGAAGGACACCGGUGGCAAGAACAUCCUGAACCAGAACUGGGCCACCUAUCUGAAGGCGCGCAUCAACUGCAGCAUCUCGGGCGAGUUUCCGUUCUACUUCAACGAGAUCCAGGACGUGUACCAGCUGCCCUCGGACAAGACCAAGUUCUACGCCACCUUCACGACCAGCACGAACGGGCUGGUCGGUUCGGCCGUGUGCAGCUUUGACAUCAAUGAAAUCCACGGCGCAUUUGCUGGAAAAUUCAAGGAGCAAGCGACAUCCAACUCAGCCUGGCUGCCGGUGCUCAACUCGAAGAUUCCCGAACCCCGGCCCGGUACGUGCGUCAACGAUACGUCCACCCUUCCGGACCUGGUGCUCAACUUCAUCCGCUCCCAUCCGCUCAUGGACAAGGCGGUCAACCACGAACACAACAACCCGGUCUACUACAAGCGCGAUCUCGUCUUCACCAAGCUCGUCGUUGACAAGAUUAAAAUUGAAAUACUCAGCCAAGAGUACACCGUCUUCUAUAUCGGCACGAACGCCGGUCGGAUCUACAAGAUCGUGCAAUACCUGCGCAAUGGCGAGUCCAAGUCGAAGCUGCUGGACAUCUUCGAGAUCGCACAGAACGAAGCGAUCCAGGUGAUGGAGCUCAGCCAGAAGCGUAAAUCCCUGUACGUGGCCACCGACUACCGUGUGAAGCAGAUCGAUCUGGCCAUGUGCAAUCGGCGGUACGACAAUUGCUUCCGCUGUGUAAAGGAUCCUUACUGUGGUUGGGAUAAGGAUACGAGCACCUGCAAACCGUACGAGCCGGGUCUGCUGCAGGAUGUUGGAAACGAAACGUACGACAUCUGCGACACGAGCGUACUGAAGAAGAAAAUCAUCGUCACCUACGGACAGAGUGUGCACCUGGGAUGCUUCGUGAAGAUACCUGAGAUACUUAAAGAUCAGACGGUCACGUGGUAUCACCACUCGAAGGAAAAGGGCCGCUACGAGAUCAAGUACAAUCCAACCAAAUAUAUCGAGACAACGGAGCGUGGAUUGGUGGUCAUUUCGGUGAACGAAGCUGACGGAGGUCGGUACGAUUGCCACCUCGGUGGUUCGCUUCUCUGCAGCUACAACAUUACGGUGGACGCGCAUCGAUGCACGCCACCCAACAAGACGAACGAUUACCAGAAAAUCUACUCGGACUGGUGCCACGAGUUCGAGAAGUACAAAUCGGCCAUGAAAACCUGGGAGAAGAAGCAAGCACAAUGUUCCCGGCAGAACUACAGCAAUCAACAUCCCAACGAUGUGUUUGCACGAACUCCUAAUGUCUGAUCCUAAGGCGUCCCCUGUGAACAGCAUCUCGUACUCGAGAGCGUCGUUGGCAACCGC